Messenger RNA from Stegodyphus dumicola, 1407 nucleotides. RefSeq lists its product as uncharacterized. The record is from RefSeq and is a predicted model, not a curated record. NCBI's taxonomy places the organism in Eukaryota, Metazoa, Arthropoda, Arachnida, Araneae, Eresidae. Gene Ontology annotation, molecular function: protein binding. Gene Ontology annotation, cellular component: cytoplasm.
GUUCUUCUGUCUAGGAGCAUACGGAAUUUCAAUGUUUUGGUUUUGAGGUGUCUUUUAAAUAUGGGUUUUGAUAAUGAACAGUAUAUUCCAUUGCUACGAAUUUUUGUUUUUAAAGAAACUUGAUAACGAUCCAGAGUUUUGGAGUAAGAUUAAAGGUAGCAUAUUAAAGCAAAAUGAUUAUUCGUUAAAGACUGUUCCACCUGACUUGUGGUUUGUGGCUGUUACAGUACGUGAAACCAAAGACAGGUUUCCAUCUUUUAUAAAGAAAAUUGCUUUGAAGAAUCCUCUGUAUUCCCCAUCUCGAACUGAUUGCAUCUUGAGUAGGUACUUACAGUAUCAUGAUUUCGUUGAAAUGCACCUUGAUAGUGUCUUCAAAUACCAUGAAAAUUGUACUCUUCCAAAAGAACUGUUCAAAUGCCCCAACUUGAAGGUGUUAUCUCUGAAAUACAAUUUUUUGGAAGAGUUACCACCAGAUGUUGGUAAACUUCAGAAGCUUGAAUACUUGGCCUUGACUAAUAACAGACUUCAGAAUUCAUCUAUUCCGUACACUUUGUCUUUUUGUACCUCUCUAAGAGUUUUAUUGCUUGAUAAUAAUCUGCUUGAUGCUUUGCCUGGUUUCUUAUUGGUGAUACCAAAUUUAACUACUGUUCAUCGUCAUGGUAACCAUAACUAUUUUAAGGCUACAUUCAUGUGGUAUCACACAGAUGUGAAUGAAAGAAUUCUUGCAGUACCUGGAUGUUCACCAUGUGUGCAUGAAUUACAGACUCUGAAGAUGCUAUCUGCAACAGCGAUUAUUGCAGCUAAAAUUAACUAUUUUGCUGGUUCAUAUGUUCCUUCAAUGCUCAUAGAUUACAUAUGCAGUAUUUAUUUUGACUUCAAUGUGUGUUACAAGUGCUUUUCUGCAAAUCUAAAAUCUAGACCAGGAUAUAAAGUAUAUACCUUCAAGAAUCCUUACCUAGGAAACACAUGUGUGCCUUUUCAACAUUGGGCAUGCAGUCUGCAGUGUGCUGAAGCUAUUGAAGUGCCAGCCAGAGAAGAACAGCUUCUAACUGCAAUGCAGCAAGACAGAGAAUAUUACCAAAAAAUACAAGAAGCGAUGAAUUCUACUCUAUACCCACAAAAAAACACUAUUAUUAAUCUCUGUUGCAUUCUGUGAUCAAUACGUCUAUAUAUAUUUGUUUUUAUAAUUUAUUAUAUGUGUAUCAAUGUAUAUGUGCAAUUAUAUAUAGGAUUUAGAUAUUGUUAUUAAAUUACCAAAAUAUAUGUAAUAUACUUAAAAACUUUUAAACAGUACUUUAUCUUCAUGUAUUUGUGUAGUUGCAAUAUAUGAAUAUAUUAAAAUUUGCCAUUUUAAAUUUAUAUUUUAGUGAAUUAUACAGAAGUUCUAAUAAAUGCAUUUGAAAAAGA